AUGCCCCUAGCCUCUAUAAACCUCAAGAACACACACGACAGCUCGAUGCUAGGGCGCGGAAGUGUCAGCUCUUUCAACAACCUGCUCCAAUUUCCCGCCUCAAGCUGUGAACGCAUUGGCCUUCCUAUGACCGACCAAUGGACAACGCUGAGCAGUCGUGCUAGAAAGUGGCCUUGCGAUCUGAUGAUCGAGAUGGGAAUUCACAACUUUGAGAACAUAAGUUUUGGGGGGUUUCACCAGGUAGGUGCUCGUGGCGGGUGGUGUGAUGGCUAUGCUACCAUUCAGGCGAAUGUUGCAACUUUUGAAGCCCCUCUCAUGGUUGCCUCGAAGAAGGCGUCAAGACUGCAACAAAACUCGAAACUUUGGAUCCGCUUCUAA
Messenger RNA from Fonsecaea monophora, 378 nucleotides. RefSeq lists its product as hypothetical. The record is from RefSeq and is a predicted model, not a curated record. Bases 1 to 378 code for a protein of 125 amino acids. The transcript has a single exon. Lineage: Eukaryota; Fungi; Ascomycota; Eurotiomycetes; Chaetothyriales; Herpotrichiellaceae.